Molecule: messenger RNA, 3846 nt
Organism: Daucus carota subsp. sativus
Lineage: Eukaryota; Viridiplantae; Streptophyta; Magnoliopsida; Apiales; Apiaceae
Product: calcium-transporting ATPase 10, plasma membrane-type
Exons: 34
Coding region: 183-3425 (1080 amino acids)
Biological process (GO): calcium ion transmembrane transport
Cellular component (GO): plasma membrane; intracellular membrane-bounded organelle
Molecular function (GO): ATP binding; P-type calcium transporter activity; calmodulin binding
Source: RefSeq, a predicted model, not a curated record
GUCAAAAUUACCAAAGGUUCAUCCAACCGUUAUUUGUAUAGAAAAAUGAUAAAACCCGGAGAAACUUCUCAACACUUUCGUUUGUUAUUCUCAACAGCACAGCACUCCAACACCAACAGCACAGCCUUGUUUACAGUGAGCGUCAUCUCUCCUGCUUGAAACAGCUUUGUUGAAUUGAUAUUAUGAGUGAAGAGUACAAGACGUCGCCGUAUAGGCGACAUAAGAAUGAUUUGGAGACCGGUCCUAGUGGCUUUGAUGAUGAGGAGGACUCAGGUCCGUUUGAUAUUUUUCGGACUAAGAGCGCUUCCGUUGAUCGAUUGAGAAGAUGGAGACAAGCGGCACUUGUGCUAAAUGCUUCUCGUAGAUUUAGGUACACACUGGACCUGAAAAAGGAAGAAGAAAAGAAGCAGAUUAUAGCAAAGAUCAGAACACAUGCACAUGUUAUACGGGCGGCCUACCUUUUCCAAGCCGCUGGACAAAAAGAGAAGGAUGCCCCAAAAUUACCAGCUCCACCCCCUUCAGGUGAUGGUUGUAGUCCACAACAACUUUCCGAAAUGACAAGGGAUCAUGACUUCUCUGCUUUGCAGAAUUUCGGAGGGGUGAAUGGGCUGGCUGAUACAUUAAACACAAGUCUGGAAAAGGGUAUCAAGGGGGAUGAUGAUGAUGUAUUGGAGCGGAAGAAUGUUUAUGGAUCAAACACCUAUCCAAGGAAAAAACCGCGGAGCUUUUGGAGGUUUCUCUUGGAUGCAUGCCGUGAUACUACUUUGAUAAUUCUGAUGGUAGCUGCAGCUGCUUCUUUGGCCCUGGGCAUAAAGUCAGAGGGUAUCAAAGAAGGUUGGUAUGAUGGCGGAAGCAUUGCAUUAGCUGUAAUUAUUGUUAUAGCUGUUACAGCUUUCAGCGACUAUAAACAGUCUCUUCAGUUUCAAGUUCUAAAUGAGGAGAAGCAGAAUAUACAUAUGGAGGUCACUAGGGGUGGUAGAAGAGUAGAGAUAUCAAUAUUUGAUAUUGUUGUUGGUGACGUUAUCCCUCUGAAAAUUGGUGAUCAGGUUCCCGCUGAUGGUGUUUUAAUAUCCGGGCAGUCUCUCGCAAUUGAUGAGUCGAGUAUGACUGGGGAGAGCAAGAUUGUUCACAAGGAUCAGAAGGCACCAUUUCUGAUGUCUGGUUGCAAAAUAGCCGAUGGGUAUGGCACUAUGCUUGUUACUAGUGUUGGUAUCAAUACUGAAUGGGGAUUGCUAAUGGCUAGCAUAUCAGAAGACAAUGGUGAAGAAACCCCAUUGCAGGUCCGUUUGAAUGGAGUUGCAACAUUUGUUGGUAUGGUUGGGUUAGCGGUGGCUGUACUUGUUUUAGUUGUUCUUCUAACCAGAUAUUUUACUGGUCACAGCAAGGAUACCAAAGACUCACCAAGGUAUAUCGCUGGCAAGACCAGUGUUAGUGAUGCUAUUGAUGGAGCAAUCAAAAUUUUCACUGUUGCGGUCACCAUUGUUGUUGUAGCUGUUCCAGAAGGACUUCCUUUGGCUGUCACAUUAACGCUUGCCUACUCGAUGAGAAAAAUGAUGGCAGAUAAGGCCUUGGUCAGAAGGCUUUCUGCUUGUGAAACAAUGGGUUCUGCUACUACCAUUUGCAGUGACAAAACGGGAACCCUGACAAUGAAUGUGAUGACUGUGGUAGAGACCUCCGUAUGUGGGGAGAAAUUUGAUCCUUCUGAAAAUCGGUCACUACCUCCCAAGGUUGCAUCACUCCUGAUCGAAGGCAUAGCACAGAAUUCAACCGGCAGUGUGUUCAUGUCUGAGGGCGGUGAGGUGGAGAUUUCUGGUUCACCAACGGAGAAAGCCAUUCUUCAAUGGGGUGUCAAUCUAGGAAUGGCUUUUGAUACUGUCAGAUCAGGGUCUUCCAUUAUUCAUGCUUUUCCUUUUAACUCAGAGAAAAAACGUGGGGGUGUGGCAGUACGGCUGCCUGAUUCUGCUGUUCACGUGCACUGGAAAGGUGCUGCUGAGAUUGUGUUAGCCUGUUGCACUAGCUACAUCAAUGUUGAUGAAAGUUUGGUGCCCAUGGAAGAAGAUAAGAGGACAUUGUUUAAAAAAGCAAUUGAAGAUAUGGCUGCUAGAAGCCUGCGAUGUGUUGCCUUUGCGUACAGAACUUGUGAAAAAACUCAUGUACCAGAUAACGAGGAGGAGCUAGCUCACUGGAAUUUACCGGAAGAUGACCUUGUCUUGCUUGGGAUUGUAGGACUGAAGGAUCCUUGUCGUCCAAGUGUUAAGAUUGCUGUUCAACUUUGCAUUGAUGCUGGGAUCAAGGUAAGGAUGGUUACUGGUGACAAUCUUCAAACAGCAAGAGCAAUUGCUUUGGAAUGUGGCAUACUACAAUCAGAUGCUGAUGCUACUACGCCAAAUAUUAUUGAAGGGAAGACAUUUCGUGAAUACUCGGAAGCAGAAAGACUGAUAGCGGCUGAGAAGAUAUCUGUAAUGGGAAGGUCGUCACCUAAUGAUAAGCUGUUGCUUGUGCAAGCAUUAAGAAAGAAUGGGCACGUUGUCGCUGUAACUGGAGAUGGCACUAACGAUGCUCCUGCUUUACAUGAGGCUGAUAUUGGUCUUGCCAUGGGCAUCCAAGGAACAGAGGUCGCAAAAGAAAGCUCAGACAUCAUAAUAUUAGAUGACAAUUUUGCUACAGUUGUAAAGGUCGUUCGAUGGGGUCGAUCAGUCUAUGCUAAUAUUCAGAAAUUCAUUCAGUUCCAGCUGACAGUAAAUGUUGCUGCUCUUGUAAUUAAUGUUGUUGCCGCAGUUUCCUCUGGAGAUGUCCCGCUAAAUGCUGUGCAGCUUCUGUGGGUGAAUCUUAUAAUGGAUACUCUUGGAGCACUUGCCCUGGCUACUGAACCGCCAACAGAUCACCUCAUGAAAAGAUCUCCAGUUGGUCGAAGAGAGCCUCUGAUAACAAAUAUUAUGUGGAGAAAUUUGCUUCUUCAGGCUUUGUAUCAAGUUACAGUACUGCUUGUCCUUAAUUUCCAAGGCAAAAAAAUUCUGAAUCUAGAGCGUGAAAACGAGGACCAUGCUGUUAAAGUGAAAAAUACAUUGAUUUUCAAUGCUUUUGUUCUGAGUCAGUUGUUUAAUGAACUGAAUGCACGCAAGCCUGAUGAGAUUAAUGUAUUUAAAGGUGUUACUAAGAAUCGUUUAUUCAUGGGUAUUGUGGGAUUAACACUGCUUCUUCAGGUCCUUAUCAUAAUGUUUCUUGGGAAAUUUACUUCAACAGUUAGGCUUAGCUGGAAGCUAUGGCUCGUGUCAAUAGCCAUCGGCUUUAUCAGUUGGCCUCUUGCCGCAAUUGGGAAGUUGAUACCUGUUCCUGACAAGCCAUUAAGUGAGUAUUUCACCAGAAAAUCCACAAGUAGAACUACCAGAGGUGAAAGUCAAACCCCCCGUCUUCAAGAAACCUGAUAAUAUUUUACUAUACAUCAGAGCGCAGUUGCACUGUUUCGUUCCUGGGGAUUUGUAGGUUGAAGAGGAGGUAGCCUGCAUGCUUGAGUGGACGUGCAUUAGGCGGUUUUUUAAAUUUUGCGCAUCUAUUGACCACGUGUACAGGCUUGCAGAGACACGUAAAAACGUCAUGUAGUGCAGAAUGGUACAGAAACUUAUACUAACAAACAUAUGUAGUGUUUGACUGGCAAUUUGCCCGUAAAUUUUAACGUUGCACUUGGUAGUAUGUUGAAUUGGUCUCUGGAUACUGAUUGUUCUUUAUGCGUGAUCGGUUUCUAGUUUGUUUAUGCAUGUUGCCAAGUUGUGGUCGCAUCUUAGUGAUGGCAUUGAGUUUCAAACUAGUGAUUUUUUGAAUUUUAGAGUUUUGUUGAUUGUGUUUGCA